Diachasma alloeum is the source of this 1332-nucleotide messenger RNA. RefSeq lists its product as uncharacterized. Lineage: Eukaryota; Metazoa; Arthropoda; Insecta; Hymenoptera; Braconidae. Bases 542 to 1237 code for a protein of 231 amino acids. The record is from RefSeq and is a predicted model, not a curated record. The transcript has 5 exons.
UAUUCCCAAACAUUCGAGAAUGACAAUCAACUUUGUUUUAUUUUACAAAAGAGGGGAAGAGGAUAGAUUAAACCAUUCGAUUCCGCAACAAUAUUUUCAUCCAGAAAUUCUACCUAAAUUAAGUCGAGAACGACUCGAAUCAUUUCCUUUGAAAAUUUUACCUUUGAAUCCGAAAGAGGAGAUUGUAAGAGAUUGCAGGAGAUUUAUUCCAUUGCUGGAAGCAUGCAGAAACCAAAAAUACCGUUUGACACCUCAGACUGAAGUAUAGAUAUUAAAAAAACUGCUUACUUUUGGUAUUUGCAACGUUGACCGUAAAAUAUCUCGAAUAUAUGCGAAAUUAGAAAUAAUAAGUUUGUGACGACCUAACGAUCCUCAGGGGCCUUGGUAUCUCCUCUCAUUAUUACAUUUCCGUGCGAGCGAUUUGUUAGCGACAUCCAGUGACAGUAAUUGUUGCAAUUGCUUGAACUCCUUGGAGAUUGUCUCCAAGUAUAAAUACAAGUUUUGCGUGCAUAUUAUUAUAGUUCUGCUUUUGCUAACAAACAUGAGCAGGUUUGUGGUGUUUUUAUUUGUUACGAGCCUCGUGGCUGCGGUGACUCCUCAGCAGGGGAUGCAGAUACCGCCAGUGAUGGGGGGCAUGAGUGUUGGACAAUAUGAUGGAAUGGGCGGAGGUAUACAAAGUGGCCGUGGGGGUGCUAUGAUGGGGUCAUAUGGGGCAAAAGAAGAGCAAGGAGGCAACAUGGGUGGGAUGAAUGAUAUGAGACAGAUGGGUGGGACGGGACGAAUGAGACGCGUAUCUGAAGAUGACUUGAAAAAAAGCAACAAGGAAAAUCCUCAAGUUCUGAAUGAAAAGGCGAUAAAAUCGGAGAGGGAUAAACUCUCUGCAGAGAGGAAUGACACAACAAAAAAUGACACAGCUCACGCUGCAAUCCAAGGGAGUGGCAUUGAAAGAUUGAAUGACACCCUCCCGAAUGAUAACAAUGGACGUCAGAUGGAGGUGGCGAACGGUAAAGAAAAUAAUACGACCGAUUCAAAUGGACAACAGACAACAGGAUCUCCACGCAGACACCGACGACAAACCACUGGCAAUUCUAAGGAAAUUGGUACCCUGGGAUAUGGUGGAGAUUAUGGAGACGAUUGGGGCCAUGGUGGUCAUGGAGGACAUGGCUGUGAUGAUAAGUGGGAUUAUGGUCAUGGAAGCUGGUCGAGCAGAAAGCAGGAAUCCUCAAAAAAAAUUUAAUCAGUUCUCGUUGGCCCGAAGACUCUUCUAAUAGUCGAUUACCCAUUGUCAAAACAAUUGACAUGUGAAUAAAUGAAUGAAAAUCUGUUGAACAA